UAUCUUUAUUGUAUUACUUUUAAAGUAUUAUAUACAUAAAUACUAAAUUAUUGAUAUAUUGUGUUUAUCGUUUUAGAAUUGAAAACAUGAGCUCUGGUAGACCCAUCAAAUGUGUUGUAGUAGGAGAUGGAACAGUUGGAAAAACGUGUAUGUUAAUAUCAUACACUACAGACAGUUUUCCUGGAGAAUACGUACCAACUGUAUUUGAUAACUAUUCAGCACCCAUGGUCGUUGAUGGAAUACCAGUAAGCUUAGGACUUUGGGAUACAGCAGGUCAAGAAGACUAUGAUAGACUUCGACCACUCUCUUAUCCACAGACCGAUGUCUUUCUUAUAUGUUUUUCUGUAACGAGUCCUUCAUCAUUUGAAAAUGUUACUAGUAAAUGGUAUCCAGAAAUAAAACACCACUGCCCAGAUGCACCAAUGAUACUUGUUGGAACUAAAAUAGAUUUAAGAGAUGAUCGUGAAACUUUAACUGCCUUAGCUGAACAAGGACUAAGUGCUAUCAAAAGAGAACAGGGACAAAAAUUGGCUAAUAAGAUUCGUGCUGUCAAAUAUAUGGAAUGUUCCGCUUUAACACAACGUGGAUUAAAACAAGUAUUCGAUGAAGCAGUACGUGCAGUUUUAAGACCUGAACCACAAAAACGCCGACAGAGAAGAUGCAUUAUGUUAUAAAUUAUAUGAAGAAAAUGGAAUCUCACUGAUCUAGGUAAACACACACUUAUAUGAAAUGACAGACUGAAAUUAGUUUGAUCAAAAAAGAAAUGAAAAAAAAAAAAAAAAGAAAAGGAAGGAUACGUUAGUAGAGAUGUAUUAAAAAGAAGAAAAAAGAUAGCAGCGUAUACUAUUUAAUCAAUUUUUCUGGCAGCUGCAGAGUUCACCGUGUUACAAAUAAAGUACAAUUUACAACUUCCUGGUCCUAAUGUAAGUUGUAACAUUUAAAAACAUACAAACAAACAAACAAACAAGACUUGAAAGUUUAGACAACGAGAGAAAGUAUAAAUAUUAUAAUCAUUUUACAAGGUUGUUUACUUAUUAAAUCCAUAGAACAAACAAUUUUCUUACUAUCUUUAACGUGAAGAGAAGACAAUUUUUUAAAUUUAUAUACGAUAUUAUAUUUAUAUCGGUGAACUAGUCGAUACGACGAUAAAUAGAGGAGGAAAAAAAAAAAGAAAACGAAAAAAAAACCAAACAAACAAACAAACAAAUCACGAGAAAGAACGAUUUAAACAACAGAUAGCUUUUUCAAUUUAAUUUUGCACAGUAGUGUUUUUUUAUUGAUUAGAAAAUAUACUCAAUUAAAUUAUUAUGAUAUUGCGUGAAUGUGUUGUGUCUGUCGAAGGUAAAAAAGAAAGAUAUUAAAAGAAAAAAAAAAAAAA
This is a messenger RNA of Polistes dominula (European paper wasp), 1378 nucleotides long. It is a transcript of the gene Mtl, whose product is annotated as Rac family small GTPase Mtl. Gene Ontology annotation, molecular function: GTPase activity; GTP binding. Gene Ontology annotation, biological process: small GTPase-mediated signal transduction. Lineage: Eukaryota; Metazoa; Arthropoda; Insecta; Hymenoptera; Vespidae. The record is from RefSeq and is a predicted model, not a curated record.